AUGGCGGAAGAGCACAGAUGCCAGGCACAGCGUCUCUGCGCGAACAACUGCGGCUUCUUCGGGAGCUCGGCGACGCAGGAUUUCUGCUCCAAGUGCUACCGAGAUCUGCAGCUCAAGGAGCAAGGCAAGAUGGCCUUGAACCAAACCCUAGCCACCUCCUCCUCCGCGAUCCCUUCGCCGUCCGCCUCCGUUUCCCUGUCUUCUCCGGCGGUGGAGGUUGUCGGUUCGAAGAUGGAUGCUGCGGCGGCGGCACCGGCGGCGGCGGCCGGGGUGGGGACGCAGGCGAACAGGUGCAGCCAGUGCAGGAAGCGCGUGGGUCUCACGGGGUUCAAUUGCAGGUGCGGGAUGGUGUUCUGCGGCGGCCACCGGUACCCGGAGCAGCACAGCUGCGGGUUCGAUUUCAAGAGCAUGGGGAAAGAACAGAUCGCCAAGGCCAAUCCGGUCGUCAAGGGGGAGAAGCUCCACAAGAUCUGA
Molecule: messenger RNA, 474 nt
Organism: Linum tenue
Lineage: Eukaryota; Viridiplantae; Streptophyta; Magnoliopsida; Malpighiales; Linaceae
Source: the annotation of a GenBank genome assembly